UGGAGGUCCACAAUCCACAAUCGCGAGCAUAUCUUGGGCUCGGCCAACUGUUUUUAGCCUUUAAACAACCAAGUCCACUCCUGUGCCUGGCAGAUCCGCAUUGCGACCGUAGAGUCAAGUUCACUUUACAAUCUACUGUGAGAAAAAUAAAGGCCUCAACUCCCGUUUCUCCGGUAGAGCUCACCAGCUCCAUGUCAGAUGCAGGUACCCCCGCCGCCCGCUCUGAACCAAUAUUCCUGCCAACCCACCUACACCCUAUCAGCAUGGGCCCGAACCGUAUCCCUUGGGUUCCUACUCGUACAACGAAGGGCUGUCCCUCUGUCGGUAGCUUACUACCAAUAUAUCACAACAUCUCACUCACUCCACAGCCCGGAAGCACCCGCUAAAACCCUACUAUCAAACCCUAAGCCAUAAAUGGCGCAUGCACAACGACAACAACCCCAACGACCUCACGGACACGAGUCCGAGCGGCACCAUACUCGAGGUGCAUACGGCCGCCUACCCACCCCAUAAGGCGUCAAUGCAAACGCCGACGGUACCCACUUGCCCAAUCAUGCCCGCCAGGGCACGCAAUAUUCGCGCCAUGGCGAAGUAUAUACCCCAUGCUUCCCCAAGCAAAUCACAACACCUCACUCGCCUCAAUCAACCCCAGCACAGCCUGGUCCACAACACUGGGCACCCAUAUUUUGGCCCAUACCAACAUCACCAAUUAGUCAAAAAGUGUUCAAAUCAUUAUACUACCGAUAUGAUACGGUAG
Molecule: messenger RNA, 757 nt
Organism: Tuber melanosporum (Perigord truffle)
Lineage: Eukaryota; Fungi; Ascomycota; Pezizomycetes; Pezizales; Tuberaceae
Exons: 2
Coding region: 422-757 (111 amino acids)
Source: RefSeq, a predicted model, not a curated record